Thunnus maccoyii (southern bluefin tuna) is the source of this 2496-nucleotide messenger RNA. RefSeq names its product NK1 transcription factor related 2-like,a (gene nkx1-2a). The coding region runs from base 1059 to 1889 and encodes 276 amino acids. The record is from RefSeq and is a predicted model, not a curated record. Gene Ontology annotation, cellular component: nucleus. The transcript is spliced from 2 exons. Gene Ontology annotation, molecular function: RNA polymerase II cis-regulatory region sequence-specific DNA binding; DNA-binding transcription factor activity, RNA polymerase II-specific. Lineage: Eukaryota; Metazoa; Chordata; Actinopteri; Scombriformes; Scombridae. Gene Ontology annotation, biological process: cell differentiation; regulation of transcription by RNA polymerase II.
AACAAUCAGCUGUAUUCAUUGUGUACCUGCAAUAUAGGUUUGAGUGAAUGGAUCAUUUUAGUUUGUCCAAAAUAUAUAUGCUUACAGUAUAAAAUGAGCUGUAGGUACUGCAAUACAAUGCAAAUUAUACUGGAGAUAUUAUUAACAAGAAUGUUUUAUGAAAAACAGCAAAAUAAACAAGAGAAGUCACCUGCAAAUACAAAUAAGCAAAACAAGAAGGAUGAAGUGAGACUAACCAUUAGCUGACCUCAGAAGUGUGUAAUGCAAUUAUUAAUUUUCACUACAGCUGCGUUUAAAGUGGCACAAAAUACCACAAUAACAUCUGGAAAUAAUAAGCAUCUGUGUAGUAAAUAUUAUAUCAACAGUAGAUAUCAAGGCGUUUGAGUUUCUCUUUCAGUAAUUGCAACUCACCACUGCUACCAUCUGUGCUUAACACCUCCAGUGUUGAUACUGUUACAAACUACAUUUUCAAUGCGUUUAUAUUUUUACAUUUUUAUUUGAAAGUUAUCAUUUGAAUUUAUAGGGAUUGUGAUGCUACAAUAUCCCUAUAGCCGGUAGUUUAGAAGUAGAAACCAUUUGGUUUCGACUAAUAGAAAGUUUUUCUCUUCCUCAGAAUCCACCGUCCUGACAGUAUCGCCUCUAACUGAGUCCAAUUUUGGGAGACAGGGCGAUCUCUGAUAUGGCUCAAGUGCCAUCUGUGCCCAAUUUACUUUCACGUCGCGGAUUAUUGAAUUUAAUGAUAUGGGUGAUUAUCGACGAAUGCUUUGAGCCCAUUAGGAGGUCGUGUGAAACACUAAUAGUGUUUGUGUCACGUGUCUAGUUGAGGGACUGGGGGACAGACGCUUUAAAGACCGCGCUCCGGUCAUCUCAUUCACGCUGCAAGACUGACAGACAGAAGCAGAGGAGCGAAGUCCACACUCCGAGGGAUCAUCAGCACUAAUCCGGUUUGAUGAAGCUUGAAGACAAGAAGUGGGCUAAACUAUGAAAAGUUCAUUUCCACGCGCGUAAUUACGCACAUCAUCGCUUUUCCAUCUUUAAUGUUUUUUUUAGUAUAAAGGAUGCUGGACCCCAAGGACUGUGGAGUGACAAUGACGUCUAGUCACAAGAUUUCCUUUUCUAUAAUCGACAUUUUGGAUCCGAACAAAUUCAACAGCAAAAGGGUAAACGAACUUUCCAUCGCCGAGGAGAAGUUUCUUGUGCCAAAUGCAGAGGGAACAAGUUUGCAGUCGGACACCACUGCAGGCGGAGACUUCAGAGUUGAGCGCACGGAAGCAGGAGAGGACGCAGGAGAUGAAAACUCCACAGGCGCCAAACAUCACGCAGUCGUCGCUGACCCCCUCCUGCUCUCCCCAGCGGCUGAACCAGAGCGGUGUCUCACCGGGGAUCAGGACGACACAGCAGAGGAGUCAGCGGUCACCCUGCAGGACCCGUCACCGCACAAGCGGCGGCGCCCGGACCAGGCCUGCGCCAAGCCACGACGCGCCAGAACAGCGUUCACCUACGAGCAACUGGUUGCUCUGGAGAACAAGUUCCGCGCAACUCGGUACUUGUCUGUGUGCGAGAGACUGAACCUGGCCCUGUCCUUGAGUCUGACCGAAACCCAGGUGAAAAUUUGGUUCCAGAAUAGGAGGACCAAGUGGAAAAAGCAGAACCCCGGGGCGGACAGCACCUUGCAGCCCGGCUCCAACUCCCUGGUCAACGUCAGUCCCAAUCCGGCCACAUGUGGGUCGAACCCCGCCAGCUUCCACCAAACUUUCCCCAACUUCAGCUCUGGGAAUGUGAUCUUCCACACGGCCGGUGCUGUUCCGCUUUCAUCCACUGGAGGGCUCCUGCAUCCCUUCAUGUCCAGUGGAUUCGUCCAGCCGACUUAUUUUAAUCCACACCUAUAAAAGAAGCCAGGACUGAAAUGUUGCAGCUGGUGAAACAUUUAAGGCGAAUCUUUGCAGGGAAGAAAUAACUAUCCUCAGCUGAACUUUUACUGGCCAGAGAGCUUGUAACUGUUGCAUUGAUAAGGUAUCAUGUUCUACAAACUGAGCAGAGAAAGGCAUCUGUUUGUACAAGUUAUCUCUUUCAUGUCCCAUCACCACUUUGCCAAACUGGCUUCUUUGAAAGGAGGAAGGUCUUUAAUCUUUCACCAUGGGCCUUUACCAAGACUUGAACAUCAUAACAAAAGGCCAACUUAGUGAUCUGUGAUCAAGCCCAACAAUUAUUUCAAAAAGUACUCAUAACUUUGUCAGAAUAAUUCACCACUAUGCACUGAUUGUCUGUCGUUGUGUUUGCUGCAACACCUGCUCUCACAAUGUGUAUUUGACAGCUCAUACGUAUCAUUUUCUGCAUCAGUGUGCUCCCUUACAUCUCUGUAACACAAACUGUGGCAUAUUGCAACCAUCCAAUACCCAGCUGUGUUCUUACCUCUCAAAAGGCUUGCACAGCUCACGUCUGUUGCCAUUUGUACAACAUUAUCAGUGUAAGUUAAUUAAAAAAACAUAAAACAUC